AUGGUCCAAGAAUUUGAAAUGACAGAUAUUAGAUUUAUGGCUCAUUUUCUCGGCAUUGAAGUGGCACAAAGAAAAGAUGGAAUUUUUAUUUCCCAAAGUGGCUAUGCCAAGGAAAUUCUCAAGAGAUAUGGAAUGGAGAAUUGCAAUCCAGUGAACAUUCCUGUAGACAGUGGAGUGGAGCUCAAAAAAGGUACAACGAUGGGUGAUGUGGAUCCAACUUAUUUCAAGAGCUUAGUUGGAAGUCUUCGCUAUCUUACUUACACCAGGCCAGACAUACUCUAUGGAGUAGAACUGAUUAGCAGAUAUAUGGAAACACCGGAUCAGUCACACCUUUAUACAGCAAAGAGAAUUCUUUGCUACAUCAAAGGUACAAUUGAUGAUAGUUUAUUCUAUAAACCAAUUGGUAAUUUCAGUCUUGUUGGCUAUUCAGAUAGUGACUGGGGACGUGAUUUAGAUGAACGAAAGAGUACUGCUGGGUUUGCUUUCUUUAUGGGAAAUACAAUGUUUACUUGGUCGUUCAAGAAACAAGCUAUUGUGACACCGUCAACUUGCGAAGUUGAGUACGUUGCAGCCAACUGA
Messenger RNA from Camellia sinensis, 579 nucleotides. The record is from RefSeq and is a predicted model, not a curated record. Lineage: Eukaryota; Viridiplantae; Streptophyta; Magnoliopsida; Ericales; Theaceae.